AUGGAUUAUUACAUGAAUAAUUUGAUCUUCUUAGUUAUUGUUACAUUUUCUAUCACUCUCAAUAUUUUGUUUAUCUUAAAAGGCGUUGCAGACCGUUUUCUUGGUGAUCGUAAGAAGCUGCCUCCAUGCCCACGAGGAUUUCCGAUCAUUGGGAACUUAGUAGGAAUGCUCAGGAACCGACCAACCUCCAAAUGGUUACUUCGUGUAAUGUACGAUAUGAAGACGGAUAUAGCAUGCUUCCGGUUUGGUCGUGUCCACGUCAUUGUCAUAACAUCCGAUGUGAUUGCCCGAGAAGUCGUUAGAGAGAAAGACGCAGUUUUUGCGGAUAGGCCAGACUCUUAUUCAGCCAAGUACAUAAGUGGCGGGUACAAUGGGGUAGUGUUCGACGAGUACGGAGAGAGGCAAAAGAAGAUGAAGAAAGUGAUGUUGUCAGAGCUAAUGUCUACAAAGGCAUUAAACUUACUACUCAAAGCUAGAAACUUAGAAUCCGACAACCUCCUUGCGUAUGUCCUUAACAUAUACAACAAAGGUCAGUCCAAGACAAAAAACGGAGUCGCAGUGAACGUGAGGGAGAUCGUGUGCACUCACACACACAAUGUGAAGAUGAGACUCUUGUUUGGUCGGAGACAAUUUAAGGAGGUGACGAUGGACGACGGGAGUCUCGGACUUAUGGAGAAAGAACACUUUGACGCCAUUUUCAAGGCUCUUGAUUGUUUCUUUAGCUUUUACAUAGCCGAUUACUACCCUUUCUUUAGAGGAUGGAACCUCCAGGGAGAGGAGGUUGAGUUAAGGGAAGCCGUUGAUAUUAUUGCUAAGUACAAUAGGAUGAUUAUCAAUGAGAAGAGAGAGUUGUGGAAGGAGAAGAAUAAAAACUGCGAUGAUGCAAACAAGAAGGAUUGGCUCGAUAUCCUCUUCAGUCUUAAAGAUGCGAAUGGGAAGCCGUUACUCACCCCGCAAGAAAUCACACAUCUAUCUGUGGAUCUUGAUGUAGUAGGGAUUGAUAAUGCCGUGAAUGUAAUAGAGUGGACACUUGCGGAAAUGUUGAACCACAGGGAGAUUCUAGAAAAAGCGGUGGAAGAGAUCGAUGAGGUUGUCGGCAAAGAUAGACUUGUUCAAGAAUCUGACGUACCAAAUCUAAACUACGUCAAAGCUUGUUGCAGAGAAACCUUCAGACUUCACCCUACCAACCCUUUCCUCGUCCCUCACAUGGCACGUCACGACACAACUCUCGCUGGUUAUUUCAUCCCAAAAGGCAGUCAUAUUCUUGUGAGUCGUCCUGGAGUUGGUCGAAACCCUAAGACAUGGGAUGACCCACUCAUAUACAGGCCCGAGCGCCACAUAACCGGCAACGAAGUGAAGUUGACUGAACCAGACUUACGACUUGUUUCAUUCGGAACUGGUAGGCGCGGCUGCGUUGGAGCGAAGCUUGGAACCUCCAUGAUUGUUACGUUGUUGGGUAGGCUUCUCCAAGGGUUCGAGUGGACCAUUCCUCCUGGUACGACGGACAAAGUCGAGCUAGUCGAGUCGAAAGAAAACUUGUUCAUGGCUAAUCCUUUGUUGGCUUGUGUGAAGCCCAGAUUACAUGCAAACAUGUACCCGAAACUCUGGACCGGACCAGCUUGA
Molecule: messenger RNA, 1623 nt
Organism: Capsella rubella
Lineage: Eukaryota; Viridiplantae; Streptophyta; Magnoliopsida; Brassicales; Brassicaceae
Product: dihomomethionine N-hydroxylase
Exons: 4
Coding region: 1-1623 (540 amino acids)
Molecular function (GO): iron ion binding; oxidoreductase activity, acting on paired donors, with incorporation or reduction of molecular oxygen; monooxygenase activity
Source: RefSeq, a predicted model, not a curated record